GACGAAAUUGACGCGAACGGCGCCACUUUUGAAAUUUGUUUUUGAUAUUUUGUGCUUCGCACUUCUUGUUCUUUAUUUUCUUGAUUCGCACUGUGUGUUUGCUCUGUGUCUUAUAAUUUAUUACCUUACUUAGUCGAAUCUUGCCAAAAGGUUAUAUUGAUAUUAUCAAGAGAAAUCCAAAAUGGAGAUGGAUCGAAGCACGUUGAAGGAAUAUUUUGAAGCCAAGCGGGCCAAAUCAAAACUGGUGCUGGAGAAGAUGACGGCACAUCUGGAUAGGCGUCAGAUAGCGCUGAACGACGCCCUGCUGGAGUUCACCAAGCAGGUGGAGCAUUACCAGCAGCUGCAGCGGGUUGAGGCGGAGGCUCGCCGUGCCAGACACGAGUGGCGGAAGGCCGAGCAGGAGCUGGCGGACAUGGAGGAUAGGAAGGAGGCCGUCGCCGAGCAGCUGGAUCAGUUCCGCAGAGCGGCGGCGUCGGCCCAAGCAGAGCUCGAAGUCAAGACGGAGAACUACCGCAAGGCCACCGGCAUGCUGAAGACCUACAUGGGCAUUGAGGUGCUGAAGGAUAGUAAGAAGGCCACGGAGCCGGGCGCUGUGAGCCGAGUCAUCACACUGACCCGGGUCGUCGAGAGCGACCCAGAGCGGCCGUUCCACGUACGCUUCAUGUUCAGCGGCACCAAAGUGACACUGGGCACCACAAAGCCGUCAUUGGGCGACAUCUCAGACAUCCAGACGGAGCUAGACGAGAGCGGCAACCUGGCGCUCUGCAUGGUGCGGCUUCGAUCACGGUUCCAGGCGCUGGCCCGCCAACAAGCCGAGAAACGCGAGCGUCGUGCCGCCGCCAAAGCCGCAUCCGCCGCCGCCCCUGCCGCCCCUGCUGCCGCCCCUGCUCGCGUCUGAGGUCCGUGAAUGGGGGACAGGGGCCGAGGGAGUGAGCGGAAAGUCGCCACUGACGGAUGAACCGUUGGAUUGUAUCAUGUGUGGAAGUCUGAGGCCAGACUUUGUGGACUUUGUGGACGUGAGAUCUGUGCGCUUAUGUUUCACUGCACUUGUGUAUAGCUUGCUUAGCGAUGAUAGUUUUCUUCGUAGGACUGUCUUGGCUAGAGACUAGCCUGGAGAUUGCCUAGAGUAAGACAAACAGUUAAUUCAAUACUGUAUAUUGUCUGUACAAAACACUCGUACUCUGUUUAGCAUAUGCAAAUGGUCACUAUAACAUGGAUGAAGCGAUACGCACGCGCGCGGUUAGUUUUAAUAAACAACAUGACCUAGCGUAA
Messenger RNA from Amphibalanus amphitrite, 1272 nucleotides. RefSeq lists its product as uncharacterized. Gene Ontology annotation, biological process: chromosome segregation. The record is from RefSeq and is a predicted model, not a curated record. NCBI's taxonomy places the organism in Eukaryota, Metazoa, Arthropoda, Thecostraca, Balanomorpha, Balanidae. Bases 182 to 898 code for a protein of 238 amino acids. The transcript is spliced from 5 exons. Gene Ontology annotation, cellular component: Ndc80 complex.